CAGGAAGCGGAAGGCUAGCACGAAACGGGUGGGUGCUUCUGUGAUCGGUAGCCAUGCGCAGCUGGGAGGAACCAGGGCCUCGCCCCACAGCGACCCCGUGCGGGUGCGUCAAGCCGGCUCUGGAGACAGGGAAUCUUUUAACUGAGCCAAUUGGCUACUUGGAAUCCUGUUUCUCAGCCAAGAAUGGUACUCCAAGGCAGCCAUCCAUUUGUAGCCAUUCAAGGGCUUGUUUGAGAAUUAGAAAGAGCAUCUUUAAUAAUCCUGAACAUUCCUUGAUGGGCUUAGAACAGUUUUCUCAUGUAUGGAUCUUGUUUGUUUUUCACAAAAAUGGUCAUUUGAGCUGUAAGGCAAAAGUGCAGCCUCCGCGGCUGAAUGGUGCAAAGACUGGAGUUUUCGCCACAAGGAGCCCACAUCGCCCCAAUGCAAUAGGACUGACCCUGGCCAAGCUGGAAAAAGUAGACGGUGGAGCUGUAUACCUGUCUGGAAUUGACAUGAUUCACGGCACACCUGUACUGGACAUAAAGCCCUACAUAGCUGAUUAUGACUCGCCACAAAAUUUGAUUGAGCCUUUAGGGGACUGUGAUUUACAGAGUAACGAAUGUAAUCCAAAAGCCGUGUCCUGGUCUGAUGGCAACACUGACAGCUGCGCGCAGCAGCAGCAGAUCUCAGGGUGCGAGGAACCACAAUCCUGCAGUCGCACUAAGGAGACACCUAAAAGUGCCGAAGACGGAACUUCAGGAGAAAACAGCAUGCAACACAUUGACGCAGCCAAAAUCCAGCAAAGCUCACCUAAGCACAGGGAGAUAGCAGCAGACUUGGGUUUAGACUGUAGAAGUGGUCAGACACUGAGUGUGGCAGAGCAGCAAAUUGGUGCACAUCGCCCGGAGAAGAGCUCUUCAGACGAGGGUACAGAUAAGAGGCCAAGGAGAAGGAAAGAAGUAGUGGUCCCACAGGAAAAGGGUGUGGAGGUGCAGGCCGUGGCUCCUCCCUGCCCCUCUGUGAAGGCCGGCGCAGCCCCCCGCAGUGUGGUUCCCUCCUGGGUGCGAGAGGCCCCCGUGGCCGUUUUGCAAGUCCGGUUUACUCCUCACGCCGAGAUGGACCUUGAACACCUCGGUUCAGAAGAUGGUGGUCAGGCUUCAUUUAAGUAUUUUCAGUCAGCAGAGGAAGCAAGGCGCGCCAUCGAGGCCGUGUUGUCAGCUGACCCUCGGUCUACCUAUCGACGGAAGCUCUGCCAGGACCGCCUUUUCUACUUUACUGUAGACAUAGCACAUGUCACUUGCUGGUUUGGUGAUGGCUUUGCAGAAGUUUUAAGGAUUAAGCCGUCUUCUGACCCUGUUCACAUGACUGACCCUGUGGAGUCCUUGGUGUCUAUGGGAUCGUAAGUAGCUUCCGUCACGUCUUUAAGACAGCCUCUUUGACUUUGGUUGUGACUGGUGGAUUUUUUGUACAAGCUAAUGA
Pteronotus mesoamericanus is the source of this 1458-nucleotide messenger RNA. RefSeq names its product tRNA methyltransferase O (gene TRMO). Bases 54 to 1382 code for a protein of 442 amino acids. The transcript has 5 exons. The record is from RefSeq and is a predicted model, not a curated record. Lineage: Eukaryota; Metazoa; Chordata; Mammalia; Chiroptera; Mormoopidae.